AUGGACACCAAUACAGGCCUGAGUGGGAACUCAAACCCGUUUGGUGGAAGCAAUAUAUCGAAACCAGUACCUAAAUCUGGCACGUCUCUAUCGCCUAGUCCUGAUAACGGUGAUAUUGUCCCUCGUGACAAGAAUGGAUGUUACAAGCUGGAUAUCCCUGUGCUACCGCCCGCAGUGUUUGAAGAAGCUGAUGGCGGCGAUUCAAUGGAAGGCAUAGAGCACACUGGAGGUGCCGAGAUACCAGUUGAAGAGGGAGGAGAACUGGCUGGGAGAGACAAAGAAAGUAUGUUUCUUCUCUCUUCAUUUAUUGCACUUGGAGUCAGUUCUAGAUAUAAAAAUCUAUUUCUAACAAAGGAAACAGAGAUCGAUGCAAGCUUUGUUGAAAUGAUGCGUCAUAAUAGGAGUAGGCAUAUUAAUGGCGAGCCAUCUGGUAUGAACUAUCGCUUGCUGCCACUUGUCUUCCUGGAAAUAAAACUAGUUCUACUAGAACAACUGCUAAUGAUAACCCUAGAAGUGUUCCUAUUAGUUCAGCAAAACCUCAGGGACAGCGUGUUAAAGCUCGAAGAGGAUAAUUGGAUGUUCGAAGCUGAGGAAGAAGUCAAACUAUAG
Molecule: messenger RNA, 609 nt
Organism: Trichophyton verrucosum HKI 0517
Lineage: Eukaryota; Fungi; Ascomycota; Eurotiomycetes; Onygenales; Arthrodermataceae
Exons: 1
Coding region: 1-609 (202 amino acids)
Source: RefSeq, a predicted model, not a curated record